AGGUAAUUGUUUUCGCGGUCCAAGCCAUGGCAGUGCUGGCCGGAGGCGCCCGGUACCCGUCCGGACUGAAUCCRGCCCUAUGUCCUAAUUACCCGCACUGCGACAACGCGCUGUUGGCGGCGUACGCUCAACCAGCGAACGGCAACGAUUACAACGACCACUACACCAACAACAACGCCGGCCAGUAUUCCGGUUACCAGCAUCACCCGUCAGAGGCGUCUCACUACCACCACAACCAGCCACUGGUCCCGGCGCCGUACACCGAGCCCGGUUACCCGGCCGGUCUCUCGUCCUCCAACUGCCCCAACUACCCGUACUGCUCACACCAGGUACCGGCCGAGGCGCUCAGGUACGCGCAUAAGAGGUAUCCGUCCGGCGUCAGCCCGCAAAACUGCCCCAACUAUCCAUACUGUCACUGACGGUCCAUCGCUUAAAAUCUAAUACACUAUGAUAAUACUAUUAAGUUACGCCCAAUGUAUGAAUUAUAGUAUAAUAUUGUAAUAUCAUUAUUGUAAUAUAGUGAUGAUGACGCGCACGCCACAAGCACGAAAUACAUAUUUUAUGMAUUUUACUGUAGAUUCUUAUUUUGCCAACUCAAUUGGGAUCCCCUUGAUAUAAUUACCAUUCCAAUAGCUAACAGGAGAUAAUAGAUAAAUCAAUUUAAUCACUUGUUUAAUAUGUUAUUUUUUCAAAUAUUUUUCUGAUCUAAACCAAUAAAAAUUUGAUAUCUCCAACACAGUGUCUGUAGUGUUUCUUAAAUUUCGAUAAAACGAGAGUUUACUGUUUAUAAAAGCAUUAUUGGUACUUCCUUUAUGUUUAUAGCUAAAAUCAAAACAUAUGUYAUAUACAUAUACUUAUAUACAUUUAUAUAUAAKUAGUAAGUACAUGUUUUAUAUUGCACAUCACCUGUUAACCCGAUUAAUUAUAAUAUGUAAUAUAAUUCCCAUAUUAUAUUUAAAUGCUGAGGUGCUGCAGCGUUCACCAUACUAUAUUAUAGUUAAUUAUUAUUAUUAUAUUAUUAGAAUACAUCUCGUGACUCAUAAUAUUUUU
Diuraphis noxia (Russian wheat aphid) is the source of this 1050-nucleotide messenger RNA. RefSeq lists its product as uncharacterized. Gene Ontology annotation, molecular function: structural constituent of cuticle. The record is from RefSeq and is a predicted model, not a curated record. NCBI's taxonomy places the organism in Eukaryota, Metazoa, Arthropoda, Insecta, Hemiptera, Aphididae.